AUGCAGUCUCUCAAAUCACUCUCCAUUCCUUCGCCUUAUGAGCUCCACAGGCGGUUUCUUGCAGACUCAACGAAACCCUUUCUCUUUCUCUUCUAUCAUCCUUUUUCUUCAUCCACCAAACCCACCCCAGAAACGAACUUCCCCAUUACCAAUUGGCUUAUCAACAACUUAAAAUUCUCCAAAACCCAAGCCCUCUCAAUCUCGACCCGCUUUGAUCGGGUCAAAUCCCUUGAGAAGCCCCAAUCCUUGCUUCUCUUCCUCCAAAAUCUCGGAUUCUCCGAGACCCACAUUCGGUCCGCGGUCCGUGUGUGCCCCCAAAUACUGUUCUCUAAUAUCGAUAAGACCCUCAAGCCCAAGAUCGAGUUUUUUCAGGAUCUGGGUCUCGUGGGUUCUGAGCUGGGCAAGUUUAUUUCCAAGAAUUCCUCGGUCUUGACCGUCAGUUUGGAGAGAAGAUUGGUGCCCUGCGUUGAAAUUCUCAAGAAAAUCUUGUGCAAUAAUAAGAAUAACCAAGACCUUAUCCGGGUCCUGAACCGGUGCAAUGCGGUGGUGGGGGGAGACCCUGAAUCAAGGUUGGUGGGCAACAUUGCCUUCUUGAAGAGUUGUGGGAUCGUUGGGUCACAGCUCUCGAUGCUUUUGACUAGGCAGCCUUGGCUUUUUAUUACGCAGGAAUCCAAGCUUAGAGAUCUUGUUUCUCGGGCUUUAGAUAUGGGGUUUUCUUUGAAUUCGAGGAUGUUGGUUUACGCACUUUACACGGUUAGUUGCAUGAGCAGUGAGACUUUCACGAGGAAAUUGGAAUUAUUUCGGAAUUCGGGGUUUUCUUCGGAUGAAUGUAUGGAAAUGUUUCGCAAGCAGCCUUCUUUGCUUAGGGCCUCUGAGGAGAAGUUGAAGAUUGGAAUGGAGUUCUUCAUGAAUACCAUUAAGUUGGAAAAGUCGGUGAUAGUUCGUUCUCCUUUGUGUUUAAUGCAUAGCAUGGAGGGAAGAGUGAUUCCGCGGUACAUGGUUUUGCAGAUUUUGAAGUCCAAAAGGUUGUUGAAGAGGGAGAUAAGUUUUAUUCAUACAAUGAAUUUAACAGAGGAGAAAUUCUUGGCGAAGUUCAUAGUGAAGUUUGGAGAUCAUGCAGAGGAAUUGUUGGUAGCUUACAAGGGUCAUUUAUUGCAUUCUUCUUCUGAAGAUGAUGAAUCUUAA
This is a messenger RNA of Corylus avellana, 1185 nucleotides long. RefSeq names its product transcription termination factor MTERF8, chloroplastic-like. NCBI's taxonomy places the organism in Eukaryota, Viridiplantae, Streptophyta, Magnoliopsida, Fagales, Betulaceae. Gene Ontology annotation, molecular function: double-stranded DNA binding. Gene Ontology annotation, biological process: regulation of DNA-templated transcription. The record is from RefSeq and is a predicted model, not a curated record.